AACCCAAAACAAACAAUACGAGAAGGAAAACACAACGUGGGAGAGAGCAUCUGAAGCUGAGAUUUUUUUUUUUUAAAAAAUACACACAUUGGCUUGUUCUAAAGAUUGUUACUUUGUUGUUUCCCACGGGCUUAACUCAAAAGCUAAGACGAACCCAAAAAAAAAAUCAAUACUUGCAUUGUCUUCCUCUUCAAUUUGGAAUUAUAACCGACGAUUCUGGUUGGAGGCUUUGUUUGAGGGCAGUGGGAGUAAAUUCGGAAGAAGCAGCGAACAAAGCCUUCAGAUGGGAGAUUUAACAUUUCUUGAUAGAAUGCUUCUUCAGCUUCGUUCCACUUGCAAGUAUUACAGUGGUUACCCUAAGGAUCUCGGGCCAUCUCGUGUUCUCCAUUUUACAUCAGAAAGAGAGUUUGUGCAACUCCUUCAUCAGGGCUAUCCCGUGGUUGUCGCAUUCACCAUUAGGAGUAACUACACACAACAUCUUGACCGGAUGCUUGAGGAAGCUGCUGCUGAGUUCUAUCCCAACAUAAAAUUUAUGCGGGUUGAGUGCCCCAAGUAUCCUGGAUUCUGUAUAACUCGUCAGAAAAGCGAAUAUCCUUUCAUUGAAAUAUUCCAUAGCCCACAACAAGCGGGUAAUGAAGGAAAGGUACAGGAUCCAAAUAUCACUCGGUAUUCAGUGAAAGUUGUACCUUACAAUUAUGAUAUGAGUCCUUAUGGAUUCAGAGAAUUUUUCAAGCGCCAGGGAGUUCGUACUUCGGAUCCCAAAUGAAGCAAAUCAAAGGCCGGUAUGAUUCGAAAGGAAUUUAUGAGUGUAUCAGUGGCUUCUUUGAGCUACCAAUGACUGUUUCUAGAACUAGUGUAUUACUAUAUUUCCCUUUUGCCUUAGAAAGAACGAAAUCAAAAAACUCUUAUGAUGUCGGAGAAUGUUCCAAGUUCUUCAAUUUGCAUGAAUCAAUAAUCAAUUAAUCACUAA
Molecule: messenger RNA, 970 nt
Organism: Camelina sativa (false flax)
Lineage: Eukaryota; Viridiplantae; Streptophyta; Magnoliopsida; Brassicales; Brassicaceae
Source: RefSeq, a predicted model, not a curated record